UUUCCCGACAAAAAGAAAAGAAAAGAACAUUUGUAAAGUCUUCUUCUUUCUCUCCAUAAUAAUUUGCUCCUCGUUUUGUUGUUGUUAUUCUUACAAAAGCUACGAUGUGGGUAGAGAUCUUCUGUGGCCUCAUCAUUUACAAAUUGUUCAAGUGUUUCUUUUACGACGACGACGUUUUGGAUCUCGAAUCCUCUGAUUUCACUGCUCUUUUCUCAGUCGCCGAUAGGCUUGAAAAGCUUUACGGUGGAAAGGUUUAUGUGGGGCUUCGAAUUCCUGAUGCCGACACGGGUUCACGACAGAAUAUCGACAUGGUUCUUGUUAACAAAGGGGAGGCAGUGGUGAUAUCAGUUAAGAAUAUAUCAGGAUUUGUAUCGGUGAAUUCGGAUGGCAGCUGGGUUUGUGAAGGCGGCAGUAAGCACAAAGCCGAACGAUUUCCCGAUCCUGUGGCAGAGACUAAAAAACAAGCUUCAAUUCUUGAAUCAUAUCUUGAACAGAGAGGAGUUGCUCUGCCAGAAGGAUAUUUUUCAUGUAAAGUUGUACUGCCUAAUCCAAAAUUUUGUACCAUCCAAUCAAGUGCUUUUCCAUCUGAAGUCAUUACCUAUGACCAAUGGGUACAACUGAAACCAGAACCAAAGAGCAUGUUUUCUGGUUGGAUUAAAGGUGCCUUUCGUAGUGGAAAGAAAGAGAUGCAAGAAUCGAUACAUCAAAAGCUAAAUUUCACCCUUAGCACAGCUCCGAUGUGGGAUAGGCUGGAGCUUAAAGGAAAUAAAUAUGUCCUUGGGGAAUUUCUGGAUUUCAAGGGGAAACAAGAAGACAACAAUGCUUUGAAAAAUAUCAGAAGAUCAAAAGUUUGUCGCCUGAUCAUCCAAAAGACGAGCAUGUUUGGAUUAGCUCACUCAAAACUCCAAGUUUUGUAUUCUCCUCGGGACUAUCGGAGUGAAGGGGCUUCAGGUUCAGAGUGGAAGGAAGUUACUGUAAGAUCGAGUACUGAGGUUCUCUUUCAGCCAGAUAAUUCAACUAAAGUCCGAAAAUUCAAGCUCUCUUCAGUUGUUUCUUUGACACUGAGUGCCUAAAGAAACCUCAACUGAACACAUGUUAGCAUUUC
This is a messenger RNA of Quercus lobata, 1105 nucleotides long. Its product is annotated as plasma protein. The transcript has 7 exons. The coding region runs from base 105 to 1073 and encodes 322 amino acids. NCBI's taxonomy places the organism in Eukaryota, Viridiplantae, Streptophyta, Magnoliopsida, Fagales, Fagaceae. The record is from RefSeq and is a predicted model, not a curated record.